GCGCGGAACCCCGGGUUGGCGGAUGAGAAGAAGGACUUUAUUAACAAAGCACACAGGAUACUCUGAUCCCUGAGCAACAGAUCUAUCUCUGAUCUCUAUUUUCCUUAUACACAUAUACCCUCUUACACACUUACACAUCUACCCUUACCCUUCCCUCACUCACACUUACACGCUAGUACCUACACGUACACUACGCGCACACAACCUCUCUCACAUCUCCCCUUCUCACACAUACACAUUACACACACAUUUCUUCACAAUGGGUUCUGUCGGAGCUUCCACCUUCCAGGUCCUCGACGACUGCCGUCCCGAUGACACCACCCUCCCCCCCUUCAUGGUCUCCUCCGACCGCGGCUUCCUUCCCCGCAUCGAGCCCGUCAAGACGCUCCCCAAGGAGUUUGACGCCCUCGAGUCCAUCCUCCAGCGCAUGCCCGUCAAGACCCUAUCCGGCGAGCCCGGCCUGCUGGCCAAGAACCAGCUCGGCCCCGAGGUCGACUCUGUCUUCCCCGACCUCACCGACGCCAUGGACCUCUACAAGGACAACCUGCCCAUCAUGACCGCGCUCUACCGCGACUACUCCUUCCUCGCUUCUGCCUACCUCCUUGAGCCCUGCCACGAGCGCUUCCUCCGCGGCGAAGAGUACGGCCUCGGUCGCCAGACCCUGCCCGCCAACAUUGCCCGCCCCAUUGCCCGCUGCGCCGAAAUCUCCGGCUUCCUCCCCUUCAUGGAGUACGCCGGCUCGUACGCCCUGUACAACUACCACCUCGUCGACCCUGCCAAGGGCCUCGAGUACGACAACCUGCGCCUGAUCCGCGCCUUUGAGCACGGCCUGCACCCCGAGUCAUCCGAGGCCGGCUUCGUGCUUGUCCACAUCGACAUGGUGCAGAACUCGGGCCCCCUUGUCUCUGGCGUCAUGAAGUGCUUCGAGUCCGCGUCCAAGGUCGGCUCGUCGCUUGGCGCCACCGAGAUCCGCGCCGAGUUCAACGAGGGCCUCGAGUCUAUUCUGGGUGCCAUGAAGAAGAUCAACGCCGUCAUGGAGACCAUGUGGGGCAAGUCUCGCCCUACCGAGUACACCAGCUUCCGCACCUUCAUCUUUGGCAUUACUUCCCAGAGCAUGUUCCCCAACGGCGUCGUCUACGAGGGUCUCAACGACGGCAAGCCCAUGUCCUUCCGUGGCGAGAGCGGUGCCAACGACUCCAUGGUGCCUCUGAUGGACAACUUCCUCCAGGUGCCCAUGCCCGAUACCCCUCUUACUGAUAUCCUGCAGGACUUCCGCAAGUACCGUCCCAGCAACCACAAGGCUUUCCUGUCUUUUGCCAAGGACCGCUCGCUGGAGCUCGAUCUCAAGGAGUACGCUCUUGACCUCAAGGGCAAGGCUACAUCUGAUGAGGAGGCCGAUCUUCUCCGCACCUCCCGCAGCUUGUGGCUCCAGAUCCUCGACCAGGUCCGCGACUUCCGCUGGCGCCACUGGUGCUUUGCCCGCGAGUACAUUCUCAAGCGCACUUCUCACCCCACCGCCACUGGUGGCAGCCCCAUUGUCACAUGGUUGCCUAACCAGCUCAUUGCUGUCCUCGAAGAGAUGGUCGAGGUCAACAAGACUGGCGAUAUCGACGGCAAGGGUCUCGGCAAGGUUGCUGAGGACGUCAUGGAGGCUGCUCUCCGCCAGCGCGAGACUCUCCGCAAGGAGGUUGACAAGUACUGCGCUGAGCGUGGUGUCACCCGCUCGUAAGCAGUUUCCGAUUGACUGCAAACACCUGGUGAAAUAAAAGUAGAGAAUUGUGACGCAUAGAUUUAAUGAGUAAUAAAUGAACUAUUUUACAU
Messenger RNA from [Torrubiella] hemipterigena, 1821 nucleotides. NCBI's taxonomy places the organism in Eukaryota, Fungi, Ascomycota, Sordariomycetes, Hypocreales, Clavicipitaceae. The record is from the annotation of a GenBank genome assembly.